Cajanus cajan (pigeon pea) is the source of this 4291-nucleotide messenger RNA. Its product is annotated as putative LRR receptor-like serine/threonine-protein kinase At2g16250. The record is from RefSeq and is a predicted model, not a curated record. NCBI's taxonomy places the organism in Eukaryota, Viridiplantae, Streptophyta, Magnoliopsida, Fabales, Fabaceae. Gene Ontology annotation, biological process: protein phosphorylation. Gene Ontology annotation, molecular function: protein kinase activity; ATP binding; protein binding.
GUUGUCAUGUGACAUUUCAAAUUUGUUUUCCCUUUGAAAAUUCUACGUGUGGAGACACAAGUUGCACUGUGUUAGUCCUCCAUGCCUAUCAUAGAGCCUCAUUCACGAUUCACCAUCACCUUUUCACAUCUACACCGCAAACAAACCAGAAAAAUAAGAAAAUUCAACUUGAAAACCCCAUCAUAUUCCACGAAACUUCUACUAUAGCAAUUUCACAAUCUCUCCAUUGAUGAUGCAGUGUUGUAUUAAUCCAAUCUCUUUUUAACUACCAUUAACACACCCACCUUUUUUCUGAGAAAAAACACACUCUCUUGUUCACUACACCACCUUUCAUAAAUAUCUUCGGUGAGUUAGAAGCAAACUUAGACUCUGGCAGUUGGGUGCAUCAUUAAUGCACUAUCCAUUCUCUUCACGCCCAUUUAAUGUUUAGUUACAGACUUAACCUCAAUUCCAAAACCACAACCCCUUUUGGUCAUGUAAACUCACAACAACAGUUCACACACACAACCUUAAACAUGCCAAAGCCUUUGUUUCAUCAUCAACGUCCUUGCGAGCAAAUAAAAAAACAGGGACAUUCCCCCAAAUCCAAACAUUAAUGGAUGCAUUUUGUGGAUUGUGUUGGAAUUCAGAAGAUGCAGGAGAAGAACAACACCAUGUGCAGGGGUAAACAAAAGUGAAGUCAAGUGAAAUAGAGUUUACCACUUAUCGCGCGUGAUCAAGGAUUGUUCCAGCUUAAUUAGUAAUAUUAACUGCAAUUGCGUUAGAUAUUUGGUGGCUCGAAUAGAAUUGUCUUGUGAGAUUUGUGGUGUAUACUUGAAAAAGUGAAGUUGAGUUUGUGAGUGGUUUUAGCAUCAUGGGAAUGGGAGGAAUUGCAUUAUGUGUGGCUACAACGUUGUUGUUAAUGGUUGGGUUAACAAUGGGAAUGGGUUUGAGUUCAAGAACUGAAUGGUUUGCGUUAAGGGAACUUCGGUCGUCGUUGGGGAUUAAGGCAAAGUAUUGGCCUAUAAAAGCCGAACCGUGCCGGAACUGGACCGGGGUUCAUUGCCGGAACGGUCGAGUUGUGGGUAUAAACGUGUCAGGUUUGAGGAGAACCAGGUUGGGUAGACUUAACCCAAAUUUUGAAGUGGGUUCUCUUGUGAAUUUGACACUGUUGGAAUCGUUUAAUGCUUCUAGUUUUACGCUUAAUGGGUCUAUUCCUGAGCUGUUUGGUGAGAGCCUUGGUGUGUUGCAGGUGCUUGACCUUAGUUUUUGUUCUAUAACGGGUUUGAUUCCUGAUUCAAUUGGGAGGUUGAGUGUGUUGAGGGUUUUGUUGCUUUCAGGGAAUUUGCUCACUGGUAAAAUGCCUUUAACGCUUGGGAACCUCACAGGGCUUUCUGUUCUUAAUCUCUCUGGAAACUCUCUUUCAGGGUCCGUGCCAGACUCUGUGUCUAAACUUGUGAACCUCACAAGGCUUGAUCUUUCUAAUAAUUACUUGUCUGGGUUUGUUCCACCUGAACUGGGUGCCCUUUUGAGUCUUCAAAAAUUAUACCUUUCUGGGAAUUCUUUUACUGGGUCGGUUCCCUCCCAACUUGGUAACCUUUCUAAGUUGGUUGAGGUUGAUCUUAGUGUAAAUUUUCUGUCAGGGUUGUUGCCUGGUAGUUUGCUUUCUUCUGAGCUUGUGGCCCUUGAGGUUCUCAUUCUCAGAGGGAAUUCCUUUGAUGGUGCUCUUCCUGAUAAUUUGAGGUCAAUGCCCAGGUUGCAGUUUCUUGAUGUGUCCUCUAACAACCUCACUGGGAUGCUGCCGAAUUUCCUGAGUUGGAAUGUUAGUUCUGCUGGUGCUGUGUUUAAUCUGUCAAAUAAUUUGUUCUAUGGACAUUUGAAUACUUCACUUGACAGGUUUCAAGCAAUUGAUUUAUCAAGUAAUUAUUUGGAAGGUGAAGUGCAGGAUGGUGUUAGUAGUGUUAGUCUAGAUAGAAAUUGCCUACAGAUGAUUCCAAACCAAAGGGAUUUGGAAGAGUGUAUAGAGUUUUAUGUUAGGAGAAAUUUAACCUUUGCUUUACCAAAAUCCAAGUCCGGGAGCCGCAGACGAGUGAUAUUCAUACUGGUAGGAAUAUUUGGUGGGGUUGGCUUCAUUGUGCUGCUGACAUUGGUCCUCAUGGUGGUUCUGAAACAUUGUCACAAAGGUAAAAGCCUGGAAGUUCAAAAGGGGAUUAAAGAUGGGGGUCCUGUUCAAGAAGGGGAAAGUCCUAUACCUCCUCCUACGGAUAUUUAUUUUGUGACUGGUGUGGGAGAAGCAUUUAGUUUUGAGCAAAUGCUACAUUUGACUGGCAAUUUUGCUGAAGCAAAUGUCAUAAAGCAUGGUCAUUCUGGGGACCUAUUCUUGGGAGUCUUGGAAAGUGGAGCAACUGUGGUUGUCAGAAGGGUAGACUUGAGUUUAUUUAAGAGAGAAUCUUAUGUUGUGGAAUUGAGACUAUUAAGCAAGGUUUCACAUGCAAGAUUGGUCCCAAUCCUGGGUCACUGCUUGGAGAACGAGAAUGAGAAAUGUAUAGUUUACAAGUACAUGCCGAAUAGAGAUUUGGCUACUUCCUUGCACAGAGUCAAUGGCUCAGAUGGUAAAUUACAGUCCCUGGAUUGGAUCACGAGAUUGAAAAUUGCAAUAGGAGCUGCUGAAGGCCUAGCUUACUUGCAUGAGUGCAGCCCUCCCCUUGUCCACAGAGAUAUCCAAGCUAGCAGUAUACUUCUUGAUGAUAAAUUUGAAGUGCGACUUGGAAGUUUGAGUGAGGUUACUGCCCAAGGAGAUCUUCAACAAAGAGUCAUCUCAAGGGUUUUCGGCAAGCCACCAGCUUCUAAUCAAGGCGAUUCUGGUAAAUCACCAGUGACAUGUGCCUACGAUGUUUACUGUUUUGGGAAGAUUUUACUCGAGCUUGUUACGGGUAACAUCGAAGUCAGCAAGUCAGAUGAUGCCACCACAAAAGAUUGGUUAGAGCAAACCUUGCCUUACAUCAGUAUAUACGAUAGAGAUCGGCUGAGUAAGAUUGUUGAUCCAUCGUUGAUCUUGGAUGAGGACCUACUGGAAGAGGUAUGGGCUAUGGCAAUUGUGGCCCAUGCAUGCUUGAAUCCCAAGCCUUCCAAACGUCCUCCAAUGAGACAUGUCCUGAAAGCAUUGGAAAAUCCAUUGAAGAUUGUGAGAGAAGAAAAUCCUAGCUCAGUAAAGUUGAGAACAAACUCAUCUAGGAAAUCUUGGAGCACUGCAUUCUUUGGUAGCUGGAGACACAGCUCAUCAGACAGUGUUGUUGCCACAUCAAAUACAAACAAGGAGGGUAGUAGUGACACUAAAAAAUCAGGAAAAGUAGGUUCUCAAAGUAGUGGAAAUGAUCAUUCAUCUUCCAAUAAAAGGUCAUCCAAUGAAAUUUUCCCUGAACCAUUGGAAAUACAAGAUGUGGAGACUGGAGAGGCAAGAUAAGCAAGCACUUGUGAAAUGGAUUUGGUUAUUCAUUAGUCUGUUGAGGUUUUUCACCCCAGCAUCCAUUAUGGUCCGUGUUGAAGCAAUGGAAAACCUUAAUACUGCAUUCUAGGGAUAGCCUUUGCUUUCUAAAGCUCAGAUUCAGCAGUACAUAUUGAAAUGAAUUUUUUAUUCAUUCAAUAGAUUUGUUUGAAACACAGCCCUCCCUUGAGUAAAAAAAUGCGUGACAUUGUAAAAUAAUGAGAGGGUUUCAUUUUUAUGAGGAAUUGGAAGUGGGAAAAACGUUGUAUUACUCGACCUUUUCUUUGGUAGGUUAUAUGCAUUUAGCGUCGUAAAUCUUCUUGAGCUCUGUGGCAUAUACCCUAAUUUUCAAGUGUUGAAAGUUCAACUUUUUGCGCUUAAGGAAAAACAAUUGUUGGUUAACUUCAUUGGAUAGUUCUGUAGGGCGUGUCAAUAGUUACUACUAGAUUGCUUAGGAAGGAAGUCGUGUGCAACUAGAGGUUCUCCAUGUAAGUUCAUGAUGGAUUAUGGAAACCCAACAUUUACAAUGCAAUAAAUUCUUCUUCUUCUUUUUUUUAAAGAUUCAUCAUUCUACACAAGUUUUCAUCAUAUCUACCAUGUUUCUCAGCACAAAGUUAUCGCUAUUAUAAUAUGUGAAAGGAUUCAAGUUAAAUAUCACAAAGGAAACAAACAUCACCCCCUUCGACCAUGUCAAUGUCACAAGCAAGGAUAUUGAAUUAUUGAUCCAUAUCGUGACUUCAUGCAUUUUGUGCUGUUUAUUUUUAAUCGAACAAACAGCACGCUGUAAAAUUUUGUUAUAGCAAAGGAAUAACGUACAUCUAACACUCA